CGGAUCUUUCGCAAAAGCUCAAGCACUUUUGCACUGGCACGAACAGGCUUGGGCUGCAAUGCGAAGGGAACGAACUACUUCGUCGGCAACCAUGUUUGUAGCAGCGACAUACUUCAGUUGAGCUAUUUUUAGAGUGUUGAUCGUCCAAUCGAGAUCUUUAGUGCUAUCUCUGAUGUCUUGGCGGAAAAAAUUUUAGCGUAUCACAGUCUCUUCACACUUCCGGUACCACCAAACCAGUAUAAUGGCAGCUGUACUUCCAUCUCAGAGAGAAACUAUGGCGACGGACGCGAGUGAGAAGCAGGCGGCAAGAACCUAGCCAUUACCGUGAUAGUAGCGGUUGCAGAGGCACUAUCUCGUUGGUGUUCUUGUAGCAGAACGCUCAUUACCUCGAGGGAGCGGAAGGGAACGUGCAGAGAGGACCAGAGCAGGAGCACUUUAUGGCGACGACGACCAACACGCUUUAUGGCGUGCUUCUGCAACAGGGUAGUGCCUUCGUCUGCACUCUUGGCCUGGUUCUGCAGAAGGUCUCAGCGGAACGAGCGGAGAAGCAGGCGGCUGGGUUUGCGCCAAAAAGUUCUUCUAAACAAGCUCCGACUUUUUAUGCACCAGGUGGCAUUACCAAUACCACGACGAGUCCGGGCGCGACCAGCGCUGCAACGUCGCCGUCAAAGCCCAAGCCAGUGUACCAGCAGCCGCUAUGGGUCUUCGGGUUCUCCUGUUUUUUGCUCGGCCAGUUGCUGAUGCCUGCAGCAUUGGCCUUGGCACCGCAGUCGGUGCUAAGCUGUCUCGCACCCUCGGCUCUCGUCGCGAACAGUGUCCUAACACCAUGCCUGCUCGGUAUAUCGUCUUGUACUUCCACAUUUUGCUGCUGUUAAGUAAGGACUAAAACUUCGUUUGGGUACAUGUUGCAAAACAUUUAAGUAGUCGCUUGGCACCUGGUGUGAGUACUAAGGAAUGCAAGAAAAGUCGUUUCGCAACAUCGUCGUUGCCUAGAAGAGGAUGCAUGGUGGUGUUGGGAAUCAGGAAGAAUAAGAAGCAGCAACCAACAACAAGAAAACGCAUUAAUGUGAUCAAAAAACAAUUGUCAAUUGUCACACUCACAUCAACCUCCAGGUGAGCAACUGCUAUUACAGUGAAAAGUGCCCUCCGCCCCUCAAAUUGCAAAAAUUUGUGAUGCGAAGUUUCCAAAUGAAAACUUUUUGUCAUGCAUGAAACGAGUAUGAAUCUUUCUGAUGCUGAUUCUAGGCGUGUAUCGCAUCGCUUGCAUGACAAGCGCCGCUCUUGCUGGGGUCUUUUGCAAUAGAAAUUUUCGCUAUUCGCGAUUGGAAACCUGUGAUGCUGAUAGGUGCAAGAGGGCGAGUGUUUCAUUUGGAAAGGUUUGCAAUACAAAUGCUUUCAAGUUCGGGGGUGGGGGCAUUUUUCCUUCUGAUAACUGCAGAGGUUUCACUAUUACAGCGUUCUGCUGAUCUUCGCCGGGUGCAUUGUGUCGGUGCUGUAUGUAUCGUAAGGAAAAAUCCCCCCUCCCCAUAUCGAAAACGUAUCCGUCUGACAAUUUGUGAUGCGCAUUUGUGACCUCAAAUCCUGUCUGUCUUGCAAGAAGGCAAGUCCAGAAAGCGUUCCGCUUUUUGCAGGCGGUUCGUGAUGCUGUUGGGCUUAGGGCAUACACGUUUGUCAUGCUAGGCGCCUACCUCAAAACCUCUCGACUGAGGCUUGACAUAUGCCUGCAGUCCUGCACUGCAAGACAAAUCUGAUUUGUGUACGGAAAUCCAGCAUCAGAAACUUCAUUUCGAUAUGGGGAGGGGGGAUUUUUCCUUUUGAUAGUAUGGCCUGCAAGAGGAAGAGGACGCCAACACGGAGGUUGUGUUUGAUCUAAAGCAUUUUUACUACCUCCUGACUCGCCCGCUUUUUCACGUUUUGUUCGCCGGGACGGUGGUUGUUACCAUUAUCCUCGGCAGGCCGAUCUUGCGGCAACUGUGCGCACCAUCCAGAUCGCGGACAAAAAGCGCCGAAGCUGCUGCUGCAACCUUCUCGAAGGACAGCACCGUUGCAGGAGCUUCUACGAGUGGAGCUUUCUUGUCGACAGGAUUCACAGACACGAAAAAUGAUGAUCCUUUGGCCUAUCCGCCGUCCGGAGGUGCUAGCAGUCCUGGAAAGAACAGCAGCAAAAUCGCGGCCACCUCCAGCCCUUUUGCGCUCAUACUGCUAAGCAGUAUCUUCGGCGCGAUCAGUGUGUCCUCAACGAAAGUGGUAUCGACGCUCGUCGCGACCGAACUCAGCGCAGCAACACGGACCACGGAAGAUUCCUCGAUGGGCUCAGGUAUGGCUUUUUUCAUAGAUGAGUUCUUGCAGUAGCUGCAAGAAAGGAUUUACUUUUAUUGUAUGCGAGGAUGAUCAGCAUGUGCCUGAGGUUGAGGUGAGAUGCAAUCGAAUCUGCGGAGCCAUGGAAUCAUUUAUUUCCCUACUACAGGUACCAGUGGUUCAUCAACAUCUUCUUCGGCUUCUUUCCUGCUUACCUUGGUCCACUGGCUCUUCUUGUCCCCGGCCGGCCGGACGUCGUUGCUUCUGAUCCUUUUCGGCAUCCUGUGCAUGGCGUUUUGCAGCAUUUCGCUCCUGAAUUUGUCCAUGCUGCGGUUCUCCUCGCUGACGACCGUGACGUUAAGUACCGGACUGGGCCUGAUUUGCCAGUUUCUGUACGGUGCGAUCUUUUUCGAGGAGUAUCGGUUUUUCACCAGAGCCAGCUUCUUCGGGACGGUGC
This is a messenger RNA of Amoebophrya sp. A120, 2755 nucleotides long. The record is from the annotation of a GenBank genome assembly. Lineage: Eukaryota; Dinophyceae; Syndiniales; Amoebophryaceae.